Stegodyphus dumicola is the source of this 4343-nucleotide messenger RNA. It is a transcript of the gene btz, whose product is annotated as CASC3 exon junction complex subunit. Gene Ontology annotation, biological process: mRNA processing. Gene Ontology annotation, cellular component: exon-exon junction complex. The record is from RefSeq and is a predicted model, not a curated record. Gene Ontology annotation, molecular function: mRNA binding. NCBI's taxonomy places the organism in Eukaryota, Metazoa, Arthropoda, Arachnida, Araneae, Eresidae.
AUGUUUGUGCGUUGGUCAUCAGCAUUGAGACUGAAUUGGGAUUCAGCAUUGAAGAUCACAUGCCUCCAGUGGGUCACAGUUCACCUUGCUCGAGUUUGGCAAAAAUAUAAUGGAUACUGCGUGAGAUCAGUGGUAGGCGUCUUAAUGGAUGUCGGCAGCAUAUACCAACAUCAACCAUUUGUCUCCGAAUGGUUUCCCUUGAUACCACCGGAUGCCUGGAAAGUGGUAAAUGGUGUUGAAUCAAUGCUAGGGACAUCGAGAGGACCUACAAAGUAUGAAAGAAAUUGGGAAGAUGUUACUGCUUAUGGUAGAGAAAGAUUCAAGGGUUCUCCAAGAGGGAUUUCCAGGGGCCGUCGAUCUCGAGGCCGUUUCAGAGGUGCCUCACGAUUUCGUGGAAGGGGACGGGGAAGAUACAAUCCACAGAAUUUGAACAAAAGUGAAAACGAAAGUACUUCAGUUGUUGAAGAUGUUACUGCUGAAGAAGAUACUCACCAAGAUACUGAGAGUAAAGACAGUGUUCCUGUUAUUAAUAAUAAAGAAUUUCCAGCAUUGCCCACUAAAGAAGCUGAGUGUGCAGUUGAACCAUUGCCAGAAAGGACAACAUAUCUACAAAACAAUUCUACUGAAAUUACAGAAAAUAAAUCUGUGAGGACUUUGACUUUUGAAAACUCAAAUCUAAGUGGUAGGAACUCUUUAGAACGAGAUAUUCCUCCAAGGCGGGGUAAAACUUCACCUUUUAGGGGCAGCCACGAAAGAGGAAGCAGAAAACCCAUACCUCGAGGAAGCAGAGGAACUGGUAGAGGAGAAUACAGUAGAAGAGGACGGGGGAAUAUGCGCCAUAUUUCUCCUCGUUUCUUAGAAAAUAAAGUGAAUGCCCUUAAUUCAGAAAUGGAACAUUUGUCCAUUGAGGAAGUCAGUAAUUCGUGUAAUGAUAUAAAUUCGGAAGUUAUACGUCCAGGUGACACUAAUGGAGUCUUGGUUAAUAACCUAAAUGGCACUGAAGUAUCGAGCAUAGGGUUGAAGGGUGCUGGUGAUUCUGCUGGUCGUCCAAAGCGCUACUCAUCUCUGAGGCAGCGCAGUAUGCCGGAAACGACAACAUACCAAACACCUCAACAAGCUGUGCCACCACCACAUGCUCCAUAUUAUGAUGCAGGAUAUCAGACUGCAUUGUAUGCCCCUUCAGACACAGGUGUUCCUACUCCUAGCACUCAAAGCCAAACUGUAGCCAGUCCUCCCAUCAUGAACCCAUCUGCAUAUCAAACCUUUGGUCCUACUCCCUAUACUGACAGUUAUGGUAUACGACUGCCCGUCACAACUCCUCCUAGAUUAUUUCCUCAAGUGACAGUUCCAGCUGGCCAGCCAAUCUUGGCUCCACCACCAUGCAUAACACCAAGCCCAAGCAUAAUGAAUUUUGCUCCUCCACCCCCACCAGCAGGUUAUCAUCAGUUUGCAUAUCAACAGUAUGCAACACCACCACCACCUCCUCCACCAGCACCUCCAAGUGAUAUGUUUCAGACUGGAAUUACUUAUUAUUAUCCACCCAGUCAACCACCUCCUAUCAGGCCAACUGUUCAAAAGAGACCUAAAGCAGCUAUUCCCAUUUUGCCACCUCCUGAGCGAGAGACUAAAAAAAUUGACAAACAGGACUCGCCUCAGAUCAGCAGCAAUCGAAAUUUUUCUGACAGUUCUAGUGAUCCUGUAAAUGUAGAGAUGUCAUCAUUAAGGACUGAGCCUUCCACGCAAAUGCAAACAUCAGUUGGAGUGGAAAGUUAAUAUUUAAGAAUUAUUUUGGAACUACUUUGUGUUACAUCUAUUAACCUUCAACUGGAUGGUGCUCUCUGCUGCAGCAAUAUACAGUUGUUUACCAUUGUUUGUGACAUUUCUGCUAUUUUUUGUAUAGUUGUGAAUUUUAAUACACUUAAAAAUUUGAUGCACUAAAAAAUAAUCAUGUUUAUGUUCCAAACCUGAAGUAACUGCAUUGUGAGACAUUAUUAUGCUACAACUACUUAUUAAGGAAAAUGCUUCAGUGAUAUUUUUUGUAGCAAUUUAAUAUUUGAUUUAACUGCUAAUCCAUCAAUACUCGUAUUACAUUUUGUAUUAAGCAGUUACUUGAAAUUCAGAAUUUGGCUUGUCUUUAAUAAUAUCAAUAACAAUGUCACAUAUUUUUAAUUAAGUUAUUAAUAGUUCUUAAAAAAUACUGUUUUGUAUAUAAGAUGCUGUACACUUAUAUAAAAUAUAUUUUUUUCAUUAGUAGAUGAAGCAGCGAAACAUUAAAAUAGUAAAUAAAGAAAAAUCAUCAUGUGGAAUAAAAUAUAAAUAGAUCAUUUAAAUGCAUCUGAGUGCUUUUAUUAAACCUUUUUACAAUCAAUAAUUAAUUACAAAACAUAGUACAGAUUAAUGUAAUAAAAUAUUAAUAAUUUAAUGUGAUAUUUCAAGUACUUUUGAUAUCUUUUUAUUGAAAUAUAUGUCAUUCAAAAAUUGUUGAAUAUUUGAGCUGGAGAUAUUUAAGUUUAUCUGUUAAUGCUCUAUAACAAACCUUUAUUUAUUUAUUUAUUUAUUUCAAAUAUUUGAGCCUACUUUGUGUGUUUUAAUAAUCCACCUUCGAAUUCAUUUGAUUUUUAAAGUUUUUGAAACUGUACUAAAAUAAUUUAUUAUCAUGCUAUUCUUUUUGUGGUGUAACUAUAUUCAUAUUACCCACAAUAUUAUAAUCAGUAUCAUAGAUAAGUGGAUAAUUUAAUUAUCAUCAUCUGCCAGUUUACUGACUUAACAGAGUCAUCUUCAAUUUCUUUCGAAAUUUUUUUUUUUUUAACUUCAUCUUAUGUGUAGCAUAAUCUUGUGUAAUAUUUAUCAGUCUAAUGAAUUCGAAGUCGGUUUAUGAAAUGCUGCAAACUUGACACACAAAAGUAUUGGUUGAUCCAGCAUCUUUUUAACAGAGGACUAGUAUUAGGAUGUAUACUUCUGCUUAUAAAAUUAUGACAAAUAAAAAUUGCCCAAGCUGUUUAUUCGUUAUUUCAGGUGAGUUGAAUUGGACUUGUAAAGGUGGUUGCACUAGAUUUUAUUUUAUUUUAUUUUGUAAUUAAAAUAAUUGCAGUAACCUACAAAGUUUCAUUUCUAUUAGAUAAGUGAUGGGGGAAAUUAGUUGAUCUUUAUUUUACUAAAUGGAGCAUGUGAUCAUAAAGUUGACCAUAUUGCAAUAAACUGUAUAAAUGGGAUACUUGAGUUAAUGGAUUAAUAGGAAAGUUUGUUGUUAUGCAUUGGUGUAAAAGCAUAAUUUAUGAUCUUUUUUAAUUAUGUACUUGCUAUUUGUAAGUAUAAAAUAAAUGUCAGAAAGCUUACCUAUGGUUUCAAUUUCAUAUGUGAGAGACAUAAAUUUUAAUUUCUGUUAUUGCUCUUAAUUUGCUUAACAGAGUGGUCAUUUUGUCUCUAAAAUAAAAUCGUGUUUUUCAAUAUUUAUUUGUUUGAUUAUAUUAUGUGUAUGAUACUUUUAGACAGAAUUCUAUUAACUCUAAGACAGAAAUUGAUUGAAUUGUGUUGUUUUAUGCACAGUCUGACAAUUAAAUAAUGAUACUGAGUUUAUAAUGAAAUAAAUGGGAAGGAUAUUUUUAUUCAAAGUACAUACCUAUUGAAUUAGUACAGCAAUUGACAUGAUCUAAUAAAGCCUGAAAUUACUUUGCAAAAUUUGUAAUAUUGUCCAAAGAUUCAAAGUUACAAGUCCUGUGAUAUCUUCAUUGUCAUCACAGAGGAGUUCUUUCAUUAAUAACUUUAGUUUUAGUAACUGAACCGUACAAUGAAUCUGAAUAGUGUGGAUGGUUGACAAAAGUUCUUUUACAAUCAGUUAUCCAAUAUAUUAUCCCAAGGAAGAAUUUAACUGCCACAUGCUGUAUACUUAAAUUAGACUCGGAGAAUUCUUUCCCAUGGGCAUUUCAAAAUAUAAGGAAAUAAAUAAGUGAAUAAAAAAGUUAUGUUAGCAAUCUGUACCUUGAAUUUAUGGUGAAUAAGUAAUUGCAUUGCUGUCAUAGAAUGCCAAAAUCGCAAUCACUUUUGAUUUUGAAGACGAGUUUCUUUUGGUGAUGAUGUCGACUUUUAUUUAGAACUUUGGUGUUUAUUUGUUGCAUCAUAUCAAAGAUAUUAUCUUUCAUCUUUUGCAGCAAUUCACUUUAAGAGUAUUUUUUAUUUUUCUGAUACGUUUGAAGAAUAUCUUUUGCUUAUUAAACAUAAUCAAGUUCCGCUGUUCAAGUCCUCAAAGCUAAAAAUAGCUGUGCCGAGAAUACCGACUAACUUGUCAAUCGAAUUUUUUUCGUUUUCACUAACCUCUCUGUCACCUUCUUCAUGUCUUUAUACGU